AUGCCGGAUGCUUCUGCAUGUGCGCGAGCAGCUGCAGCUGAGCUGCAGGGUUGGGUAUACGUGACCAAUCAGCUGCUUCUGGAAAGCGCGCGUAACACAGUGGCACAGGUGGAGGAACCAUCACGCCGGGCUUCACUGAACGCGGAGUACGUCGAGGGUCUCACCAAGCUUUUUUACUCUCACGCCGCCGCGGUGACAUCGUUGCUGUUUCUUUCCGCAGCAAAAUCAACAUCAUCUGCUGUGGUAUUGGAUGAGGAACACGAGAAAAAGUGGGAAAUUGAAAGGGAAAGGGUCGUUGCGGAGGUGCAGGAGCUCACGAGGCAAAAACAAGCGCUCGAGCAAGAGGUUGAAAGACUCCAAAAAGAAGAACAACGGGUGGGGAAAGCCGUCUCCGUCGCUCGUGCGGACGCUGAAGCACUGCGGAGAGAAGUUGAGCGGGAGCAGAAGGCACUUGAGACGCUGAGGCGGGAGAUGCAGGAGGAAUCGGUGCGGCAGCGGGAGGAGCACGAGCACCAAAUGCUUAAUGCGCGGCACGAAAUUUUGCAGGCGCAGGAAGAACUUGCGGCGGAGGGGCGGCGGUUGCAGAAAGUACGUCAACAGCUUUGCUCGCUUGCGGACGUGCUCGCGGAGCUUCGCGAUGGGGAUGGAGAUGAGCGGGUACUACACGAGGAGCCUAGCGAGAGCCUCCGUCAGCUGCUAGAAGAAUUUGUCGCGUAUGCGGAGGUAACGCAGCGGACGCAGCAGGAACUUCAGGAGGAGCUGGCGGCGCUGCGCGAGCAGAUGGCAGCUGAGGAACCGGUGGCAAGCCGCAGCGGGGCGCAAACUCUCUAUCAACGCAUUCUCCCGCCUCCCGCGGUGAACCCGGUGGCACUCACGCUUCAGAGUGUGCGCGAGCAGGUGCGAGAGCUGCGACCUCAGGCAGCAGGAACUCCCUGUGGCGUCGUUGACACACCGCGGAUUCAGAAUAGGCAGUGGCAGCAGCAUUCUUGUCGCAGUCAUAUCAAAGGAGAAACAUCUUUCACAGCCUCACCCGUGUCGCAGUGUCAGACGCCGCAAACUUGGCUUCCAAACGGCGUGUCGUCCAAUUUGAUUGCAUGGAGGGAGAAGAUGGCGUUAUUAAAGGCAGAAUUGCACGACCUUCGCCGUGAAAUUGAAAAUUAG
Messenger RNA from Trypanosoma cruzi, 1161 nucleotides. RefSeq lists its product as uncharacterized. The coding region runs from base 1 to 1161 and encodes 386 amino acids. The record is from RefSeq and is a predicted model, not a curated record. Lineage: Eukaryota; Euglenozoa; Kinetoplastea; Trypanosomatida; Trypanosomatidae. The transcript has a single exon.